GAAACAUCCUUCCAUCAACAACUCCACCUCCCCCGAUACCCCCUAUGUUCUAGUCUGGAUACAGCAGCCAAAUACAGUAUCCAACAACCAACCUCUCCCCAUGGCAACACCCACACCCCAAUCAAUUAUGGAUCCAAGUCUGUUAUCCGCAUCUGACAUCACUGUUGUUCAAGCUCCCGAUCUCAGUACCAUAUCCACAUCAGACAUAUCCACAUUGGAUAUCACUAUUGUUCCAGCUCGACAACCCCCCAAGAGGCCAUCCAAACCACAAGGCAAGAAGGCCGCCAUGACCAACCCUGAUACUGCGGCCAAUCAAACCUCCAAUAGUGCUACCAAUACCGCUUCCAAGACUUCCAACACAACCUUGUGUAACUCUUGGCUCGAGAUCAGCGAGGAUCCCAAGAAAGGCACCAACCAGACCUUUAACGCUUUCUGGGAGGCCAUCGCAAGGCACUACGCAACUCAAAUUCCCAACGCCCCGCGAACAGCCAAAAGCAUCAAGAAUCACUGGAGUGACAAGAUUCAGAAGGAAGUGAACCAAUUUGUCAGUUGUGUUAAUCAAGUUCAACAGGCGAAUCCCAGCGGGACAAAUUCGGCCAACCGACUCACCAUGGCAAUGUCGAUGUAUUCAAAAUUAUAUGAAAAGCCCUUCACUAUGCUCGGUUGCUAUGAGAUUCUCAUCACAUCACCGAAAUGGAACGACUACUCACGUGGCCUUGCCAAAAAAAGAGAAUCAACGUCUUCAGCUGCAAACAAACGCAAGGCGCCCGACAGCUCUUCAACCAACAUACCCAGCACCAAUUCUACAGCUACAGAUGUUUCAAACGGUGGUCCAGGGGGGGAUUCUUCUAGCGAUGAAACUUGCGGCCCUCCAACUCGCCCGAUCGGCCGUAAACGGGCUAAAUGCGACCAAGCGACCAAAUUAGCAGCCAAAAAAACCCAGGAGAGCCUGAAGAAGAUGGCUCAGGCUCACUCUGACAUCGCGGAAGUUGCGAAGAAGCAAAGUGGCUUCCUGGACGCUCAACAGGCCGCGAUGAAUCGAUUGGUCGAUGAGGCGAUUAUGUGCAAGGACCUCUCUGGAGCAAGCAAGAUGAUGAAGAGGUAUUACACAAUUCAGCAAUCAAAAAUCAUGGCGAGAUUGGAGUUGGAGCAAUCUGCUUCAACCGAUUCGACUAGCAUUCAAGCUCCAUUGACCACCAACACUUCUAGCAUGCCAGCUGAAACAAAUACCGUAGUUGAAUGA
Molecule: messenger RNA, 1243 nt
Organism: Puccinia graminis f. sp. tritici CRL 75-36-700-3
Lineage: Eukaryota; Fungi; Basidiomycota; Pucciniomycetes; Pucciniales; Pucciniaceae
Exons: 2
Coding region: 101-1243 (380 amino acids)
Source: RefSeq, a predicted model, not a curated record